Molecule: messenger RNA, 1236 nt
Organism: Saccostrea cuccullata (small rock oyster)
Lineage: Eukaryota; Metazoa; Mollusca; Bivalvia; Ostreida; Ostreidae
Product: major facilitator superfamily domain-containing protein 12-like
Exons: 4
Coding region: 1-1236 (411 amino acids)
Biological process (GO): carbohydrate transport
Cellular component (GO): plasma membrane
Molecular function (GO): symporter activity
Source: RefSeq, a predicted model, not a curated record
AUGGCUGGAGAUGCUAUUCCUAUUAAGCGAAAACUCGGAUACAGUGUUGGACAUGCGUUUAAUGACCUCACGGCGUCAAUGUGGUAUACCUACCUUAUAGCCUACUUUCAUGAGGUCAAACAUUUUGAUGACACAUUGGCCGGAGCGCUGAUGAUGAUCGGACAGUCAGUGGACGCAGUGUUAACUCCACUGGUUGGAUUAGCCUCGGACAACAGCAAAUCAGGUUGCUGCAAAAUCGGUAGAAGAAAAUCCUGGCAUUUAAUAGGGACUAUAUGUAGUUGUCUAGGGUUUCCAUUCAUUUUCAUACCUUGUUGGUUCUGUGGCGGAGUUCCAGAUUGGGCACAAUUUAUUUACUAUGUUCCACUUGUUGUUAUAUUUUCAUUUGGAUGGGCCUGUGCUCAAAUUGGACAUUUAGCUCUUAUCCCAGAAAUGACGCUUUCUACGAUAGAAAAAGUGCAGCUUAAUGGAUGGAGGUAUGCUAUAACCGUCCUUUCACAUAUGUUUGUUUACCUGCUGGCCUGGUUGUUUUUUGAUGCACACAGAUCAGAAGAAGCAAGCACUUAUCUUAACGAAGAGGAUGGAUACAUAUUCAGGGAUCUGGCAAUAUGCGUUGUUGUUGUAGGAGUGAUAUGCAGUUGUAUAUUCUACUGGCUUGUUCACGAAAAGGACAACCCAUUACCUGGAACUGGCUAUGAAAAGAAAUUGCAGAGUGAUAGAGAAGCAAAAAAUGACAAAGGAAAGGAUUUAAAGGAAACCACAGUAGAAAAAAUAGAUAAAAGUAAACCACUUGAGACUAAUUCUACUGAAAAUAAAAAACAAACCCCCUUAUUAAAAUUAAAGGGUAUAGUUAAAUCAAAUUCUUCUCAGAGUAUUUGCAGGACUCAUGACAAGCUUGAAAGAAACUUAUCUUCAAUGUCUUGUCCCGAAAAUGACGUUUUAGCAACAAUCUCCUCAAUAUCAAGCCCCGAAAAUGACAUAGAAAUGUCCCAACUCACGCACGGUCAAAAUACUGCUAUUCCUGGAAUUCUAAAGGAUAAAUCAAAGACAUGCAAACCAAACACUACAAAGAAAAGAAUAUCUUUUGUAUCUGAUCAUAGCAUCAUAGAAGAAGGCAGAAAUGAACAGAAGGCUGAUAUAGAAGAACAAAAAGUGAUACUUCACAAACACUGGAAGGACUGGUUUAAAGAGCCCAGUUUUUAUCAGGCAAGACUUCUUUUCCUUUUUAUAGAAAUAUGA